UAUAAUACUUAUUCUGAUCUUGGUUUUUUUUAUUUACUAUGUCUCUUGUUUGCACUAUCCUCUAUGCUGCUGUAAUCCUGUAGAUGUCCCCGCUGUGGGACUAAUAAAGGAUUAUCUUAUCUUAAUCUUAUCUUAUCUUAUUUUAUCGCACAGGUUUUAUUCUGAAAGCCUUGACCGGAAGCCGUCGGGUGCAUUUGCUCCAUCCUGACGCGCUGCUCUCCUGGCUCAGACGCGGAUCAGCAGUCUUCUCUGCGCUGACGUCUCGGGGAAAAGGUGUGAUUUUGGGGAAAUGCUCGUGCGCAUGGCUUAAACUCCAGCUGUUUUGAAGCAGACACGUGUUUUUUUUAAAAGUUCUGCAGGAUGAGACGGGAGGAACGGGAGCACUGCGUCCCGGUACCGGCGUGAUUUUUACGCAUUGUUCCACCAUGGAGGAGAAGUUCAACAGGCUCAUCUUCAUCCCCAUCGCGGCCGUGCUCUUCCUCAUGAUCGGCUACCAGUACGUGUGCCCGGCGGACAGCAACACCUGCUACUUCAGAAGCGCAGAUAAGGGGCUCUUCCAGCGGUACUCCUCCGGGUUCGAGCUGGUUUACACGGAGCAGGAUGAGGACCUGCCCUCCAAGAUCACCUCCAAGUUCAACUUCACAGAGCGGGACCUGGACCGGCAUGUGGACUUCAACAUCCGAGGGGACGACGUGAUGGUGUUCCUCCACAUCCAGAAGACAGGAGGCACCACCUUCGGGCGGCACCUGGUGAAGAACAUCCAGCUGGAGCAGCCCUGCGACUGCAUGCCCGGCCAGAGGAAGUGCACCUGCCACCGGCCAGGUAGAGCAGAGUCCUGGCUCUUCUCCCGGUUCUCCACGGGCUGGAGCUGCGGGCUGCACGCGGACUGGACCGAGCUCACGAGCUGUGUGCCCGUGGUGAUGAACAAGAGGGACAAGAAGAGCGUCCAGAGGAGCAAAAGGAACUUCUACUACAUCACAAUGCUACGCGACCCCGUGUCACGCUACCUCAGCGAGUGGAAGCACGUGCAGCGUGGCGCCACCUGGAAAACCGCCCUCCACAUGUGCGACGGCCGCCCGCCCACAGAGGACGAGCUCCCCGCCUGCUACAGCGGCGAGGACUGGACCGGCGUGCCCCUGGUGGACUUCAUGAGCUGCCCCUCCAACCUCGCCAACAACCGGCAGGUGCGAAUGCUGGCCGACCUCAGCCUGGUGGGCUGCUACAACAUGUCGUCGGUGAGCGAGCUGGAGCGCGGCCGCGUGCUGCUCGCCAGCGCCAAGGCCAACCUGCGCAACAUGGCCUUCUACGGCCUGACGGAGUUCCAGCGUAAGACGCAGUACCUAUUCGAGCGGACGUUCGGCCUGCGCUUCAUCCGGGCCUUCACGCAGAUCAACAGCACGCGCGCCGCCAGCGUGGGCAUCAGCGAGAAGGUGCGCUGGCGCAUUGAGGGCCUGAACGCCCUCGACGUGGAGCUGUACGAAUACGCCAAGGAGCUGUUCCUGAGCCGCUACCAGCACAACCGCCAGAGGCAGCACCAGGAGGAGCGCGAGAGGAGGUGGCAGGAGAGGCAGCAGAGGCAGCGGCUGCAUAGGACCUAUCUGGCGGAGCUGUGGAGACUAGGAGGAGGAGGAGGUGGGGAGGAAGAGGAGCAGGUGAAGGGGCUAGAGGAGGUAGCCACUACAGAGGACUACAGCAGCCAGGUGGUGAGGUGGUGA
Molecule: messenger RNA, 1715 nt
Organism: Anoplopoma fimbria (sablefish)
Lineage: Eukaryota; Metazoa; Chordata; Actinopteri; Perciformes; Anoplopomatidae
Product: heparan-sulfate 6-O-sulfotransferase 3-B-like
Exons: 2
Coding region: 426-1715 (429 amino acids)
Cellular component (GO): membrane
Molecular function (GO): heparan sulfate 6-sulfotransferase activity
Source: RefSeq, a predicted model, not a curated record